Molecule: messenger RNA, 1736 nt
Organism: Seriola dumerili (greater amberjack)
Lineage: Eukaryota; Metazoa; Chordata; Actinopteri; Carangiformes; Carangidae
Gene: creb5a
Product: cyclic AMP-responsive element-binding protein 5-like
Exons: 11
Coding region: 54-1643 (529 amino acids)
Biological process (GO): regulation of transcription by RNA polymerase II
Molecular function (GO): DNA-binding transcription factor activity, RNA polymerase II-specific; cAMP response element binding
Source: RefSeq, a predicted model, not a curated record
GUUCCUCUCUGGAGCGCCGCUUGUCCCGCUCUACUUGUAGGCUUGUGGAUGACAUGAAUGACAAACAGGACAGGCCUUAUGUGUGUGGCGCCCCAGGCUGCUCUCAGCGCUUCCAGUUAGAGGAGCACCUGAUCAUCCACAGACACAAGCAUGAGAUGACCCUCAAGUUCCCCGCCAUCAAAACGGACACAGCUUUUACAGACCAGACACCGACACCAACCCGAUUUUUACAGAACUGUGAAGAGGUUGGUCUGUUCAAGGAGAUAGAGGAAGAGUUUCUUCAAGCACAAGAAGAGGAAAAGAGCAAACAGACGCUUACCCAUAAUGGGCCGCCCUGUAUGAACCAGCACCAGCUCAAACCCCAGCUUCAGCUCCAGCACCCACCCCAGCCUCAGCACCCACAUCCCCAGCCACCGCUGCACCAUCCCCAGACCCAUCCCCUGCAGCAUCCCCAGUCCCAUGGCCCGAUGGUGGGCCCAAGCUGCAGCCUGGCUGCCCAGCAAACUCUGCCCUCCUCCCAGUCUGGAUCAGUCAUCAACCAGGCUCCUUCCACGCUCACACACUCAGGCCCAGUUCCCGGGCCACUGUCCUCCCUCCUCCACAUGCGGAACAGACACAGACAACCGCUGCCAGCCUCUUUACCUGGCACCCUGCCAGACCCCGCCAUGCAAGGGGCAUCUGCUCAGCACAUGACUCUAGAGAAGCAGAUGUCUUGUCUAAUGGGUAUACCAGGUCCUGUACACAACCCCUCCUGUUCCUCGCCUCAGAGAUCCAAACAGACACUGGGCCAUCAUUUCCAACAGCAUCACCCAGGAAUGGUCGCCAUUAACAACCCUGUUUCAUCCAUGGGUCAUAUGAUGGAGAUGAUGUCACAGCGCCACCAGGCACCUCCACUACAACACCACCAUCAUCCUCAUCACCAUCCUCAUCAUCCACAGCUUCCGGCUCCACCCCUCCCCUUCCAACAGCGAUGUCAUGCCCCUCCUCCACAGCACCUGGGAAGCUCGCACAGCCACCAGCUUCACCAGUCAGGGAAUGUACCGCACACUCAGGCUCACCAAUCACCGCCUUCACACCUGCACCAGGCCUCACCUCCUGCACCUCCACUGCCUGUUCCAGCACAGUUAUCACCAGUUGCACAACAAAUGCAGCCCUCGCAACCUUCUCAUUCCCAGCAUGCAGUGCAGGCAGGUGGUAGCUGCAGUGGUGGUGGGACAGGAGGAGGAGGCAGCAACCGCCGCAGGAGGACGGCAGAGCAGGACCCUGACGAACGCAGGCAGAAGUUUCUGGAACGUAAUCGGGCUGCAGCCACCCGCUGCCGACAGAAGAGAAAGCUGUGGGUGUCGUCGCUGGAGAAGAAAGCUGAGGAGCUGACGCACACAAACCUGCAGCUGCAGAACGAGGUGACGUCAUUGAGGUCGGAGGUGGGUCAGCUGAAGCAGAUUCUGCUCACCCACAAGGACUGUCCUGUCACCGCCCGGCAGAGAGAGGCACAGGGGUACCCCACUGCAGGGGUGAGCCCAGGAGGAAGUCCCACCCCUGUAGGUCCUGGGUCUCAUCUGCAGGCCAUCCAACACAACAGCAUCUCCACCUCCUCAACAGCUGCAGGCGACACAAGCCACGACCCCCAGCCUGGACGCUAGCUCUCAUCAUGUAGAGGAGGGGCUGGGACUGAAUGGCUGAAUCCAACCAGACUGAAAUAUCUUUAUGUCAUAACUACACUAAAGUCUCACCAA